AUGAACAACACAUUCGACUACAACGAAAUAGAGGUGGACGAUUUUGACGACUUCUACCAUUUCUGUACCCUAAAGAAGGAGAAAAAAAAGAGAAAUGGGAAAAAUAUUGCGGAGCAGUUUUUUGACACGAAUGUGAAAAAUGGAGAAAACAGGGCAAACGAGGCGGACGGCGGAGAAGACGGAACGGAUAAUUCCUCCGUAGAUACCACGGCCAUGUACAGAGAAGGAAGUAAGAAAAGUAGGUCGACCGGAAAGAGUAGCAAACUAGUACGACAGGCUCGCAACACGUCGCAUGAGAAGAGGCUGGAUGAUCUGCACAGAGAGGAAGAGGACAGCCUGAUGGAGAGGAGACAUCUCGGAUUGGAAAACAGAUACGGAUAUGUCGAUGAUGGUUAUCACGAUGCCGGUGGUGAGAUCGAACUUGAUGAUGAAAGUUUGGAAGACGAGCGCAUUGCUAAUUAUGAUAAGCGUGACGGGUGGAAUAACAUAGGAUCCAAAAAAAAAACAAAACAGAACCAACAGAGGGAUGGAAAGGGAAUGGGCUUCAAUAACCCACACAGUAGCAAUAAUGACAAUGUUCACUACCUCCACGAGGGAAGCGGCCGUGGGGAUUGCACUUCCAACAGGUAUGUUAGCAUAUCCAAGGAGGAUUACGAAGAGGAUAGGGAAAAAAUGUACGAAGAUUACAAUGGCAGGAGGAAGUACUCAAGGGAGAGCAGCCAAUACUCGAAUAGCAACGGCGACAGUUACAGCUAUAGUGUCGACAUGACAUCCGUCAGUAAGGGGAAUAAGGAGAAGCCAAAAUAUUUUAGAUGUCGUUACUGUGAAAUGGAUUCUGUGGAUAGUGUGGUUCAGUGCAACACAUGCAGUCGAUGGUUCUGCAAUGGAUCCUAUGGCACGUGUGGUAGCCACAUUGUCACGCACCUGGUGAGGUCCAAACAUAAGGAAAUUAAGUUGCACAAGAAUAGCCUCCUUGGGGAAACCAUCUUGGAGUGCUACAACUGUGGGUGCAAAAAUGUGUUUCUGUUAGGGUUCUUACCGACGCCCGAGGAGGGAGUCGUCGUCAUUAUAUGCAGGGACCCUUGCCUAGCCAGAUGCAUUUCGCUGAGCGGGAAGGGCCAGGGGAGGGGCGAAAUAAUGGAACAAGAGGGGGAGAAGCCAACCGGGGAGAAGUCAACCGGGGAGAAGUCAACCGCGGAGAAGCCAACAGAUGAGAAGGGAAACCCCGCUGAAUUGAAGGACCCCCCGGAGAGAGAGCCUAAGAAGGAAAAGAGAAAAUCCCUCCCGUACGAAUAUUUCGACGCGGAAGAGAAGGCAAUUGGCACGGAUGAAGAUGACAUUGUCAGCACGAAGGAAGACAUAGACAUGUUGAAGAGUAAGGGCUAUCUAAGCAGCGACGAUUUUGUCUACCUAAGUGAGCAGGAAAAGGUGAGCGACGGGGAAGGAAGUUCUCAUGCGGUAUUUGCAGCGAAGAAGAACCAUAGCGGAAAGGAAAAAACGGAGCAGCAUGUGAACCAGAAGGAGGACUCCGAGGCUGGGAGCAACUAUUGCACCAAUGUAGGAAAUAAUGUGAAGGAGCUAAUAAAGAUCAAGGACUGGGAUUUGAGCAAGUGGCAACCAGUGAUUGAGGAUAGGUGCCUACUAGAAUGGCUAGUAAAUAUCCCCACGGCGGAAGAAGCAGAAAGGAAGGGAAAGAGAACCACAUCGUACAAUGUGAAUAAGUUAGAAGAAUUAUGGAAAAAUAAGAAAGAUGUAUAUAUAGAUGAGCUAGAUGCAGAAAUACUAAAUGAUGAACCUGUGAAGGUGGAGCUACGGUAUAAAGACGGCUACCAUUAUCAGUCCAUCUUCGCCCCAUUAAUCCAGUUGGAAGCGGAUUAUGACAAAUCGGUAAAAGAGGGUCAGAAACAAGCAAAUGUAACAGUCCGUUGGGAUAUAGGAUUGAAUAAAAAAAGGUAUGCCCAUUUUAUUUACAUGAAGGAAGAAAGUGAACUGAGGUUAGUAGCAGGAGAUGAGUUAAAAUUAUCCUAUACAUAUGCAGACGGAACGGUAUGGAGCUGCGAAGGGCAUAUCUCGAGAAUUCACAACACGGAAGAAAUAGCCUUAGAAUUAAGAACCUCCAGUACGGCUAAUGGGCCAUGGGUAAAUAAUAUAACCACAGGGUACACCGUCGAAUUUGUUUGGAAAAGUACAGCAUACGAUCGAAUGCAGUUAGCGUUAAAUGAAUUCGCCCAAGACACGUAUUCACUGAGUGGGUACCUGUAUCAUAAGCUACUCGGGCAUGAAGUGUCAGAGGAGUCCCUGAAUUAUUACAAAACGGCAUUGAGCAAUCAGGUGCAUGGGAAGAGGACUACGACUCCACGUAUUGUUAAUUAUUCCGCCCCUAACCUAGCUGCACUUAAUCACUCACAAAUUGAUGCUAUAAAGAAAAGCUUAGUGUCCCCUUUGUCCCUAAUACAGGGACCACCAGGGACAGGGAAGACGUUAACCUGUGCUACGCUGGUGUACCAUUUGGCAAAAACGAAGAUGGGGAAGGUCCUAGUGACUGCCCCGAGUAACGUUGCUGUGGAUCAGCUUUCUGUUAGGAUACACAAAACAGGACUAAAGGUGGUACGACUGUGUGCUAAGAGUAGAGAAUUCGUCCCCAGCAUUGCGGAUUAUCUGUACCUCCAUAAUCAGUUGAAAUUACUCAAAUCAGACAUUGGAGAAGAACUGAAUAAGCUACUUGAACUGAAGGAAGAAGUUGGUGAGUUAUCACAGAAGGAUGAAAGGAGAUUAAAAAAAUUAAUCUUUUUCGCAGAGUAUAAAAUAUUGCUAGAGGCAGAUGUGAUAUGUACUACCUGUGUGGGUGCCAUGGACAAACGGUUGAAACGGUUCCGAUUUAGUCAAGUGUUAGUCGAUGAAGCGACUCAGUCAACAGAACCGGAAUGCUUAGUACCACUGGUGACUGGAGCUAAAAAGAUUGUUCUGGUUGGAGAUCACUGCCAAUUAGGUCCAAUAAUAGUGUGUAAGAAGGCAGCGAAUGCAGGGUUGGGAAAGAGCCUAUUUGAACGGUUAGUUAUGUUAGGUAUUACCCCCUUCAGGUUAGAAGUACAGUACCGUAUGCACCCAGCAUUAAGUGAAUUUCCCUCGUAUGUCUUCUAUGAUGGUUGUCUCCAAAAUGGAAUCACCCUGAAGGAGAGAGAAUACCCAUUGAAGGACUUCCCAUGGCCCAAUCCAAAAUGUCCUAUGUUCUUUUACAACUCCACGGGGUUAGAAGAAAUGUCUGCCUCUGGGACGAGCUACUUAAACAGACAAGAAGCGUCCAACAUGGAGAAGUUAGUCAAGACUCUCAUCAAUUGUGGCUUGAAGCCAACUCAGAUAGGGGUGAUAACACCAUACGAGGGGCAAAGAGCUUACAUAACCUCCCUCUUUCAGAAGAGCAUCUCUUAUCAGCACUCCACAGAGAUAGAAGUGGCAUCGGUCGAUGCAUUUCAAGGAAGGGAAAAAGAUUUCAUCCUUCUUUCUUGUGUCCGAUCGAACAAAAAAUUAGGAAUCGGUUUUUUAAAUGACCCAAGGAGGUUAAACGUAGCAUUGACCAGGGCCAAGUAUGGGUUGAUCAUAUGUGGUAAUGCCAAGGUUCUCUCUAGACAUCACGUAAUGAUAAAAAAAUCGCAUAACUCGAAUGAGACCAUCACGAAUGUGAAUUCCGUAUGGAUUAACCUCCUCAGUCAGUUUAAGAAGAAGGGCCUAAUCGUCGAGGGGUGCUUAUCCAAUUUGAAGCCGAUGAGCAUUCAUUUACCAACCCCGACGAAGCAGCCGUCGAGGUAUAUCAACUUUAGUUACUUCCUGUCCAGCGAGAGACCUUUCCGUGGAGGCGUAUUCUCCGACCGAAGCAGGACCAGAAGUGGUGCCAGCGAUAGAAGCCAUAGAAGCUGUGGGAGUGUCAAAAGCGGUAGAAGUGAAAGAAGCGAUGGAAGCCACCCUGGCAGUGACGACAGUAAAGCCCAAAACAGCAGCUCCUUUAUGCAUAUGAACAUGUCGAACCUUAGCUACUGCAGUGAUGAGGUGAUGAACAAAGACUUCCUCAGCUACAUGCAUCAAAGACAGGGUGGGGGAAACAAGCAGGUGGUAAAAUCUUACAUGGACAAUUUGAGUCAGCACUCCCAAUUCAAUGACUAUUCUGUGGUUAAUAAAAACUGCCUAAGUGACAGCUUCCCCCAUUAUGAGCCCACCCCUUCCCUUUCGAUUAGCACGAAGAAGUAUGCCAACCAAAAUUUGAUGCGCUACAAUAGCAGCAGUGUGAGCGAGGAUCGUAGCCACGUGAGCAACAAUUUGGUCGAUUCCAGUUUUGGAGAAAAGUUUGGCGGCGGCUUCGUGAGGAACUCCGAUAUGUUUCCUUAUCUGUCUCACAACGGCAAUGACAAGAGGGACGCCUCCAGUGUCAACAAGAGACAGGGCUUCCAGGGAUCGCAUAAUCCGCGUAAGCCGCACAGUACUGGCGGGCAGCACGGGCAGAUGAAACAGAACCUCACCAACAGAGUAGAAGCGAAGACGUAUCGAAAUAGAAAUGUAUGA
Plasmodium inui San Antonio 1 is the source of this 4554-nucleotide messenger RNA. RefSeq lists its product as hypothetical. Gene Ontology annotation, molecular function: RNA binding; RNA helicase activity; zinc ion binding. The record is from RefSeq and is a predicted model, not a curated record. Gene Ontology annotation, biological process: nuclear-transcribed mRNA catabolic process, nonsense-mediated decay. Gene Ontology annotation, cellular component: cytoplasm. Lineage: Eukaryota; Apicomplexa; Aconoidasida; Haemosporida; Plasmodiidae. The transcript has a single exon. Bases 1 to 4554 code for a protein of 1517 amino acids.